Molecule: messenger RNA, 4787 nt
Organism: Xiphophorus hellerii (green swordtail)
Lineage: Eukaryota; Metazoa; Chordata; Actinopteri; Cyprinodontiformes; Poeciliidae
Gene: casd1
Product: CAS1 domain sialic acid O acetyltransferase 1
Exons: 18
Coding region: 367-2856 (829 amino acids)
Cellular component (GO): Golgi membrane
Molecular function (GO): N-acetylneuraminate 9-O-acetyltransferase activity
Source: RefSeq, a predicted model, not a curated record
GUACUAUUAAUGACAACAACAAUGUUUAGCCCUAGACUUUACUAGCUCCAAUCCCUAUAUUUUUGAAACCUAAAGACAGAAGGUAUGCAAGACUCUGCACAUUGUUCAGGACAAUCCGGUCUAUCCAGCUCGAACGCUAAGAAAGAUUCACAGUAUUUUUAAAUGCCACUGUCCCCAAAAGGAGAAGGCGCGCUAUAUUUACUGGAAACACGGGAGGUUUAAAAAUUGCACUCGAGGCACUUGAAAACUUUUCUUGUUUUCAAGACUGAAAGGGGGCACGGUUUUACAUAAGCUUGGGAAAAAGUUAAAUCAUUAGGAAUAUAAACAGCCAUCCUGAACACUCGCAGCGACUCUGCUGAGGCGGUGAUGGAGACCGAAGAGGAGGCAGUGCUGCUUGAGCCGAAGCGGACAGGUGGUGUUGCGCCGCCGCUGCUGGACUACACAGCUGCCUGUUGUCAUGGAGGAGCAAAGAUGGCGGUCCUGGCCUAUAGCCGGGGCAAACGCGAAAUAAAUCAAUAUUUUACAAUCAAGAAUGCUAAAUUGAUAUCACUGGCGGCGGUGCUUUUGCUGCUCUUGUUCCACACGGCUUUGCGGCAUUACGGAGGUGGAGACUCAUGUGAAUGGCUGCUGUCCAAAGGACGCUACUUGGGGGAGAAUGUAUGGCAGCCUUAUGGCUGUAUGAUGCACAAAUACAAAAGCAUUGAAGCCAAAACAUGCCUUUCCAAGAAACGGGUGGUCUUUGCCGGUGACUCACGAAUCAGGCAGCUAUUUUACUCCUUUGUCAAAAUUAUCGAACCUGAGAGGACAGAAGAUGGAAACAAGCAUGAGGACAUCUUCUUUCAAGAUGAGAAGUCCUCUCUUAAUGUGAACUUCCUUUGGUAUCCAGAGGCAAAUAACUCGAUGAAGGACCGCGUGGUGUCAUGGACGCAUGAGACCGCUGCGAAACCUGAUGUUGUUAUCCUCGGAGCGGCAACUUGGUCCAUCAAGUUGCACAGUGGCAGCAGCGAAACCCUGCAGCAGUACAAAGCAAAUCUGACAGCAAUUGCUGUGCAUCUGGAUAAACUGGCUGAGCAUGCGGAGAUCUACUGGGUCCUGCAAGAUCCGGUGUACGAGGACACGUUGAGUGAGAACAGGAAGAUGAUCACCAACCAACAGCUUGACCUGUACAAUCAAGCGGCGAUGGAGGUGCUCAACAGCAGCAAGUACAGCGGGAGGUCUCGGGUCAAGCUGCUGGCGGCGGCCCGUGAGGCUGCUCUGGAAACGAUCAUAAACUCAGACGAUGGUUUACACCUACCAGAGGGCACCAGGAAUGUGGGAGCCAUGGUCCUCAUGAACUCCCUUUGCAACAAGCUGCUGAGGCCCAUCGACGGCUCCUGCUGCCAGCCCAUUUCCCCGCCAAACCUCAUCCAGAAACUGUCAGCUUGUUUCUUCCUGGGAGCAGCCGUCGUCUUCGUGGUCCUCCACGUCCUCGGCUGCAACCGCCAUCGCCGGCAUGCCACUCCCGACGUGGAGAGCCUCGAGGAGAAGAAGCCUGCCACUGCGGCCGCGCCCCUCGGACCAAAGGCUCCUUUCCAGGCUCUCUGCAGGAUGGGCGUCAUAAUGUUGUACUUCUACCUGUGCGACCGAGCUGAUGUGUUCAUGAAGGAGCAGAAGUUCUACACGCACUCGGCGUUCUUCAUCCCUCUCAUCUACAUAUUUGUGCUGGGAGUGUUUUACAGUGAGAACACCAAGGAGGCCAAGUUGCUCAACCGAGAGCAAACGGACGAAUGGAAAGGCUGGAUGCAGUUGGUUAUUCUUAUCUACCAUGUUUCUGGAGCAAGUGCUUUUGUUCCUGUGUACAUGCAUGUGCGUGUAUUGGUAGCAGCAUACCUGUUUCAGACUGGCUAUGGACACUUUUCCUUUUUCUGGCUCAAAGGAGACUUUGGACUUUAUAGAGUGUGUCAGGUGUUGUUCCGGCUAAACUUCCUUGUGGUGGUACUUUGCAUUGUAAUGGACAGACCAUACCAGUUCUACUACUUUGUCCCCUUGGUCACAUUCUGGUUUGUUCUCAUCUACGCCACAAUGGCCAUUUGGCCUCAGAUCCUUCAAAAGAGGACUAACAGUAGUGGUAUCUGGCAUCUUGGCAUUCUGGCCAAGUUACUGGGCCUGUUGCUGAUUAUCUGCUUCUUUUCCUUCUCACAGAGUCUGUUCAUGAGCGUGUUCUCAGUGUGGCCCGUCUCUAAGCUGUUUGAGCUGAACGGAAGUGUCCAUGAGUGGUGGUUCAGAUGGCAGCUGGACCGAUUUGCUGUGAUUCAUGGCAUGGUGUUUGCCUUCAUCUACCUGGUGCUGCAGAAGCGUCAGGUGUUGUCUGAGGGCAAAGGAGAAGCUCUUUUCCCUGCAAAGAUUUCCAACUUGCUCCUUUUCUUCUCGGUGGUUUCCUUCAUAACAUACUCAAUAUGGGCGAGCAACUGCAAAACCAAAACGGAGUGCAAUGAGAUGCACCCUUACAUCUCUGUGGUCCAGAUUUUGGCCUUCAUUCUUAUCAGGAACAUUCCUGGUUACGCUCGCUCUGUUUACAGCUCGUUCUUUUCAUGGUUCGGAAAGAUCUCCCUGGAGCUGUUCAUAUGUCAGUACCACAUCUGGCUUGCGGCAGACACCAAGGGAAUCCUGGUCCUGAUCCCGGGCAACCCUUCGCUCAACAUCUUGGUGAGCACCUUCAUCUUCGUUUGUGUAGCUCAUGAGGUUUCUGUCAUCACCAACGACCUGGCUCAGGUGGUGAUCCCCAAAGACAGCAUGGCCCUGCUGAAGAGACUGGGAGCUAUGGGGGUCCUGAGUUUAUUUGUUCUGAUGUCCCAGCUCCUCACACCUGGAACUUAAAGGAUACUUUGAGAGGACUGGGUUACAGUCUGGGGGCCUGCUAUGACUGAAGUGGCAGAUAAAAAUCAAACUGAAUUUUUUUCUUUCGUGCUGCUGGUGGCCAGAUGAGACUCGGUAACGUUGUUAUUGGCUGCUGUAAAAUGAGAAGUCUCGGCAAGAGAAAUAUUUAAAAGGACAGAAACACUGAAAUGUUUACAUAACCUUCAUGUUAGACUUGGAGACCCAAAACCACUUUCUCUGGGCUCAGGACCUCAUGCUUGCUGUGAACUUCGCAGCACUUCUUCUGCUUAGCCAAACUUGUUUGAUAUGAAGUUUGUUCCUCGUUUCUCCGAGGAUCUCUCCGUCCACGUGGCAGUAGGACCACCAGCAUAUUUGGAACUUUUUCUCUUUUCUUUUCCAAAUAAGCUGAUCUGCAUAACGUCUUGUCAUUGACCUUCUAUAUUGCUGGUGUGAGAUAUUUACACAAGGAACGAAGUGGAUCAAUGUGGACUGAUAACAAACCUGCCGAGUGUAUAGUAAAAAAAAAAUUUCAGUGCAAUUGUUAAAAUUUUAGGGACUUUUUUUUUUUUUUUUUCAUUUAAAGCAAUGUUUGAGAUUAUUGUGUUUGCAGAAAGUCGCUGUCACCUGCUGUAGCUCAGAAAUGACAUGUGACAUGUACAGUAUUUAAUGACUUAAAUUAAGCUUAUAUUUUAUACAGUUUUGGCUUUGUUUUGUACUUUGCGUCCAUAACUGCUGUUUGUGAAGUAUCGCAUUAAGAAUUUUGUACCCAAAAUACCCUUGUAGACAAGGUUGAGCCUUUCAGUCAAAUAGUUGUGUCCUAUUAGCACCACAUGCUGUGUAAAUAUAUGUAUAUUUGUAUGAUACAACAGAUUUAUUUUGUACAGCUGUUCAUCUCCUGUUCUUUAAAACAUGCCUCAUACUAGCUGUGGUGGAAAAUGCACAAUAUUGCACAUAUUGUUCUACUAUAGAAGAAACAAACGUCCUUCCUCAGACUGACCCUCCCCCCCAAAAAAAGAUUUUUUUUUUUUUUUUAAUAAUUAGGUGAAGGCUUUUUGAUAUUUUUCUCUUUUUUUAACUCCAGACGGUUCUGUAAACAGCACAUAUUCAAGUGUGUUGUUUAAGCACUUGAAAUCAGGGCCACUUCGGCAUUAUAACCACUUUGUAAUGCACUGACAGACCUAAAAGGAUACUUUUAUGCCGCAUAGAUGAAAAUAUUGUUUAAUAUGUCUGUUGCCAGGUGGAUAAUUGGUUCUUUGCCUGUUUCUACUCAUUUGAGAGGAAGCACUUUUAUUUUGAACCUGCUUUUUAUUUCCCACUUUCAUCUUUAAGAUGAAACCCAGAUUUUAGUACAUUCUUGUUUGGCAUAUUUAUUUCUUUUUUUUUGCUUAAAGAAAACGGUUAUAUUAAACUUGGUGUUUAAUUGCAUCUACCAUUGGGUAGUAAAACAUUGCGUGUCAAUCAUUUUGUAUUUAUGUUUGUUUUGGGGGUUUUUUUCCCAGGAAAAUUAGGGGACACAUUUCUGUUUUUGUUACAAUCUGCAGCUUUUGAGGCUGUUCACACUCUCAAAGUGAAACAGAGCCAAGUUGACCUCAAAAUUUCUACUAAUAAUCAGAACCUUGUAUAAUUAUCAAUAAUAUGGUAUUUACCUGCUAUCAUUUUCCUUUGAUAUAUGUAUAAAGUUUGCUGACCUCUUUUAUUGAUCAACAGCAAAGCAGUACAUUUGGCAGUUGUUUCAUGCCUUAAUUGAUCUGUGUGAUCACGUAAAAGCAACAAAUAUUACACCCGUUUUUAGGGCCUAGUCAAAUAUUUACAUGUUUGUUUGUGGUGUCUGACAAUGUGUGGAAUUGUCUUCAUAUUUAUAAAUGCCUUUAUUCUGUUGUACAUUGUUUUAAAAAAAAAAAUCCCUUGAUUAAAAAAAAAAACGUUUUGGG